AUGACCCCUGAAGACACUAGUCGGCCAGACAUCGAUGACAACUGCGAUGAAAGAACCGCAGACACAUUCAAUAUAUGCUUAAACGAUCAUAUACAGCGAGGCGGUGAAGCUGUCAGGCUACUAUCCUGUCAUUUAACCGACACCGAUGAAUCAGCCGAAAAGUACCGAACUUUGACCGUUGCAACUGAGCACACAAUCGCCCCUGUCAAGUCACUCGAAUCGUUUUCACCAAAAAUGCCAAAACCAAUCCCAGCCUCGACAGCCGAGGAUGAAAAGGAGAAUCGAAAAUGA
Messenger RNA from Sclerotinia sclerotiorum 1980 UF-70, 291 nucleotides. RefSeq lists its product with no specific name. The coding region runs from base 1 to 291 and encodes 96 amino acids. NCBI's taxonomy places the organism in Eukaryota, Fungi, Ascomycota, Leotiomycetes, Helotiales, Sclerotiniaceae. The record is from RefSeq and is a predicted model, not a curated record. The transcript is spliced from 4 exons.